This is a messenger RNA of Drosophila sechellia, 1631 nucleotides long. It is a transcript of the gene halo, whose product is annotated as kinesin-1 cofactor halo. NCBI's taxonomy places the organism in Eukaryota, Metazoa, Arthropoda, Insecta, Diptera, Drosophilidae. Bases 1111 to 1440 code for a protein of 109 amino acids. The transcript is spliced from 2 exons. The record is from RefSeq and is a predicted model, not a curated record.
GUGAAUUCAGACUGAUUUUCAUCGAUGGCCAUUGAAGGUAGUUUAAAUUAUGACGCAAGCAACCAAACCACAGAAUAUGGCGACAUUGGCUAUUAUAUGUUUGACUAAUUUACAACAUAUUCCGGUUACAACAACGUAUACAUAACUAAAAGUUAUUGACAGCGAUCUGAUGACAAAUGGAUUGGUACGCAUACAAAUAUUUUGGAAUUUAAGUGAUUAAGUGUUAUAAGUGGUUAAGUUUAAGAGUGAAAAAUAUAAAUUUUUAAAUAUUCAGCUGAAGUCCUGCAAUUAACUUUGAGAGCAUCGCUAUCAAAGUAAUGCAUAUACACGAUAAAUGUACUUUCAUAUAAUUAUUUCAGCUUGUUUUUGGGUAAGUUAAACUAAUUAAAUCAAUAAAUGUGUAAUUCUAUACUAUAUUUUCUCGCCCUAGAUUUUAGCAUUAGUCAAUCCUUUGAGGGAAUGCAAUUUAUUUUAAUUGCGAUGCAAGGUUGCAGGACGCUGCCAGAACGAAGGCGAAGGAAUAAUUAAUGAAUGAAUGUUGAAAACAUUCACUUUUUCUUCACGGACUGUUUUGCUUUUAUUUUUUAGGUCCCAAACACAUUAGAACUUCUUUAUAAUCAAACUUGGGUUUCUUAAAUUUGCGCUAUAACUUACCAAUAUGAACUGCAAUUUAUAUCACAACAUUUUGUAAUAUGAAUUUGCUAAAUAGGUGCUCUUAAUGAUUUUUUAUUUCGUAUACUUUCUAGAAACAUAAGUUUUCCUUGUGACACCUUUAGCGAAGUUAGACUGUACGCGGACUUUGUGCAAUUUUUGCGUGUUGAGGAAAAUCCAGCCUAAUCGCGUGCUCGCAAGAAAACAUCUCCUGCAGCUGUCCCGGCAGGUAGCUAAACUGUCUAGCGCCAGCUGCCUUUUCCUUGGGGAUUUCCCCAGAAGAUCUUCCAGUGGCAGAGUGCCGGUGUUUUCCCAGUAAACAGCAGCAGGUAGCCGAUGGCUUGACUUAAAUACCAGGACACCCCGACCUCAGACAGCACUGCACUCUGGACACUCAAAGCGAACAGAUCUCUGCGCAGCACUCAGAUUCCCAGUAAAUCAGUUGGCAUAUAUUCGAUAAUGGCCGAGCUACUUUUUCCACAACUGGAGCGUCCUUUGCCCUCGCUGCCAUCGCUGCACUACACCCUGUUUGCCUACAGGGAGGAGUUGAGACGCCGCGAUGCCCCGUUCAUGAAGAUGUCCACCAUCAAGCUGCACCUCACGGACAACCUCAUCCUGCAGACGAUCAAGAACAUCCGGCAGUACGACACCAUAGAGAUUAUGAAUCUCAACCAGGAGAUCAACUUCAAGCGGCGGCUGACCAAGCAAAUGAGGAAGGUGCGCAAACUGGAGAAGCUCGGCUUGCACAUCGAUCCCCGGAAACUCAACGAGGACGGCCAAUGGCACUGAAGUCCGAUUAAAUGGAACUCCAGAACCUAAACUCCCUAUCUAAACUCUAUCGUACUCAUACACACACCCCCACACUAUACUUACAUACUCUGAGCAUGUGAAAUUAGAUCGUAAGCAAAGCUCCUCAAGUUUCUAAAACUCCAUAAGCCAUACUAACCAUAAUAAGUCUAUCUGUUUUAAAAAGAAAUAAA